Carassius carassius (crucian carp) is the source of this 1987-nucleotide messenger RNA. RefSeq names its product zinc finger protein 271-like. The record is from RefSeq and is a predicted model, not a curated record. Bases 563 to 1987 code for a protein of 474 amino acids. Lineage: Eukaryota; Metazoa; Chordata; Actinopteri; Cypriniformes; Cyprinidae. The transcript is spliced from 3 exons.
GGUAUAAGAGUAUAAUAAUGAUUCUAGCAUAACACUAAACCAAACACCAAAACAACAAACAGCAUAUAUGUGUAUGUACAACCAAACACACACACAAUUUCAAAUGAUAUAUAUUAUAUUAAAUUAUAAAUGCCGUUUUAAAAUGCAUUACAAAUAGCGCACUGAAGAACAGAAUAUGCACAGCUAGACUGAAAUCCCUUCACUCUCCAGCACAGCAGAUGGCGAUAUACACCUCAAAUCUGGUCUACACCUCGCUAAUAACCCCACAGAAGAAGAAGAAGAUGCGGCAGAAACUUUUGCAGCUGUAGAGUCCAGUCGAGUCUUCUGAGGAGAGAAAUUCAGCUGGAAUAUUCCCAUUAGUUUACAAGUGAAGACGAGCAUCAAAGCUUCAAGAAUAAAUCUGUAAAGACUGAGUUUAUUAAAGAGGAAAGAGAGGAGAUGGGAGAUCCAGAACCCUGCAGAAUCAAACACACUGAAGAUACUGAAGAACUAACAGAGUUGAUUGAAGAAAACGAGCAAAAUGAAGAUUUGAGUGAAGUUGAAGAGAAAAAUAACUUUAAAAAUGGAGAAAAAACAAUUUUUUUUAAAGAAAACAAGAGCCAAGAGAUCUUUCACCUGCACUCAGUGUGGAAAGAGAUUGACAUCGAAAUAUAAUCUUCAUGUUCACAUGAGAAUUCAUACAGAAGAGAAACCAUUCACUUGUGACCAGUGUGGAAAGCGUUUCACACACUUAGCAAACCUUAAGGAUCACUUGAACAUCCACACUAGAAAGAAAUUGUACACAUGUGAUCAAUGUGGAAAAACAUUUUUGUGGGCUUCAGUCCUGAAAACACACCUAAGAGUUCAUACAAAGGAGAAACCACAUUCAUGUCAUUUGUGUGGAAAGAGUUUUUCAUAUCUACACCAUUUUAAAGAACAUCAGAAAAUACAUACUGGUGUGAGAGACUACAUGUGUUUUGAGUGUGAGAAUACUUUUACUUCAGCGGGUGGUUUAAAACAGCAUGAGAGGAUUCACACUGGCGAGAAACCUUACAAGUGUUCACACUGUGACAAGAGAUUCAAUCAGUCAGGAGACCUGAAAACACAUGAGAAGAUCCACACUGGAGAGAAACCUUACAAGUGUUCACACUGUGACAAGAGAUUCAGUCGGACAGGAGCCCUGAAAAGACAUGAAAGGAUCCACACUGGAGAGAAACCUUACAUGUGUUCACACUGUGACAAGAGAUUCAGUAAUUCAGGAGACUUGAAAACACAUGAGAGGAUUCACACUGGAGCGAAACCUUACACAUGUUCACAUUGUGACAAGAUAUUCAAUAAUUCAGGAGACUUAAAAACACAUGAGAGAAUUCAUACUGGAGAGAAACCAUACAAUUGUUCACACUGUGAGAAGAGAUUCAGUGUGUCAGGAUACCUAAAAACACAUGAGAAGAUCCACACUGGAGAGAAACCUUACAAGUGUUCACACUGUGACAAGAGAUUUAGUGUGUCAUCAUAUCUGAAAACACAUGAGAGGAUCCACACUGGAGAGAAACCUUACAAGUGUUCACACUGUGACAAGAGAUUCAGUGUGUCAUCAAGUCUGAAACUACAUGAGAGGAUCCACACUGGAGAGAAACCUUACAAGUGUUCACACUGUGACAAGAGAUUCAGUGUGUCAUCAAGUCUGAAAACACAUGAGAGGAUCCACACUGGAGAGAAACCUCAUAAGUGUUCACACUGUGAUAAGAGAUUCAGUCAGUCAGGACAUCUAAAAACACAUGAGAGGAUCCACACUGGAGAGAAACCUUACAAGUGUUCACACUGUGACAAGAGAUUCAGUGUGUCAUCAAAUCUGAAACUACAUGAGAGGAUCCACACUGGAGAGAAACCUUACAAGUGUUCACGCUGUGACAAGAGAUUCAGUAUGUCAGCAAAUCAAAAAACACAUGAGAGGAUCCACACUGGAGAGAAACCAUAUCACUGCACUGCAUGUGGGACACAGUCAUAG